AGUGUCAUCCAAUAUGGUGGCGUUCGUGUCUGCACACACGUGUGGUUCUGUUGGCAUGUAGUAAACACUCGCAACAAGGAUUUCCCUUCGUGUUUGUCAGGCCGUGUCCCGAAAAGUCUUUGGCUUCUUUGUGUUGUCUACUAAUCGUCAAUCGCCAUGUCCGGCAGAAACAACAACAAGCUGCCCACUAACCUACCGCAGCUGCAGAAUCUGAUCAAGCGAGAUCCACCUUCCUACCAUGAGGAGUUCUUACAGCAGUUCAAUCACUACCAGUCCAAUAUUGAAGUUUUCAAGCUGCAACCUGAUAAACCAAACAAAGAGCUAUCAACGCUUAUUAUGUUUAUGGCACAGGUUGCGCAUUGUUAUCCAAAGGAUCUUGAAGAGUUUCCCCAGUUGCUGAAAACACUGCUCGUUUCACAUCACACAUUAAUGGAUUCAGACCUGAGAAUGACACUCUGUAAAGCACUAAUCAUGUUAAGAAACAAGGAUUUGGUAAGCCCCUCGGUUAUUCUGGAGCUUUUCUUUGAACUAUUAAGAUGUCAUGAUAAACUUUUGAGAACGACAUUAUAUACUCACAUCGUAACGGACAUUAAAAACAUAAAUGCAAAGCACAAAAACAACAAAGUUAAUACGACUCUACAAAACUUUAUGUACACAAUGCUUAGAGACAACCAUGCUACAGCAGCAAAGAUCUCAUUGGAUGUCAUGAUAGAGCUGUAUAGAAGGAAUAUCUGGAACGAUGCUAAAACAGUAAAUGUGAUAACUACAGCAUGCUUCUCAAAGGUGACAAAGAUCCUUGUUGCAGCUCUCAAGUUCUUCCUCGGAAAGGAUGAGGGUGAGAAGCAAGACAGUGAUUCAGAAUCCGAGGAUGACGGUCCAACUGCAAGAGAUCUAAUGGUGAGAUACUCCACUGGGAAAAAGAACACAAAAAACAAGAAGAAGCUAGAGAAAGCUAUGAAAGUGCUCAAAAAACACAAAAAGAAGAAAAAACCUGAGGUGUUUAACUUCUCAGCAAUUCAUUUGGUGCAUGAUCCACAAGAUUUUGCAGAAAAGCUGUUGAAGCAGCUUGAAACGUCCAAGGAAAGAUUUGAAGUUAAAAUAAUGCUUAUGGACCUCAUCUCCAGGCUGGUUGGAAUUCAUGAGCUUUUUCUAUUUAACUACUAUCCGUUUUUACAACGAUUUCUGCAACCACACCAAAGAGAAGUGACCAAGAUCUUGUUGUGUGCUGCUCAAGCUACACAUCAGCUUGUCCCUCCUGAGGUUGCUCAGUCUGUUUUGAUGACUGUUGCUAACAACUUUGUUACGGACAGAAACUCAGGAGAAGUUAUGACUGUUGGAAUAAACGCUAUCAAAGAGAUUACAGCUCGUUGUCCUCUGGCAAUGACAGAAGAUCUACUUCAGGAUCUGGUCCAAUAUAAAACACAUAAGGAUAAAAACGUGUGUAUGUCCGCUAGAAGUUUGAUACAGCUCUUCCGAACAUUAAAUCCACAGAUGUUGCAAAAAAAAUUCCGGGGAAAACCUACAGAAGCUUCAGUAGAGGCAAGAAUUCACGCAUACGGAGAGCUGGACGCUAAAGAUUACAUCCCUGGAGCAGAGGUUCUGGAGGUUGAAAAGAAAGAAAAAGAAGAUGCUGAAGAUGAUGACGGUUGGGAAAGUGCGAGUCUCAGCGACGAUGAUGAAGAUGGAGAAUGGAUUGAUGUCCAUCACUCUUCAGAUGAAGAGCAGCAAGAAAUGGCAGAGAAAAUCAAAGCAAUGCCUGAGGAGGAAAGGGUGUCUAAGGCAGUAGCAGUAAGUGGCAGCAGAUUUCUAACCCAGGAAGAUUUCAAGAAAAUCCGUCUUGCUCAGAUGGCCAAAGAAGUGAACUCUGCACCGGGCAAAUCUGAGAAAAGGACACACAUUGAAAUAGACAGUGAUGAGGAGAGCAGAGGUGAGUUACUUUCCUUAAGAGAUAUUGAACACCUGCAUAAAAAGCCAAAGACGGAUAAAGAAACUCGACUCGCCACUGUCUUGGCUGGCAGGACUGACCGAAAAGAGUUUGUAAGGAAAAAGACCAAAAUGAAUCCACACGCCAGCUCAACAAACAAGGAAAAAAAGAAAAAUAAAAACUUCAUGAUGAUGAGAUACAGCCAGAAUAUCCGUACUAAAAACAAGCGCUCCUUUAGAGACAAGCAGAUUGCCUUACGAGAAGCACUUUUGAAGAAAAGGAAAAAAAUCAUUAAAUAAUGGCACGACAAUGAAACAAGAUGGACUCUCUCCUAAAUAAUCCAUUUUAAAAAGAGUUUGGGCUUCUACACAUUCCAUAAUGUGUAGCUGGGAAUGGACUGUGGAAAACUAAAGAAGGGUAGAUCAAUAAACAGUGCCGGUAGAACUGAUGGCUCUUCUUGUUUGUAAAUAAGACAAAAAUGAAUCCUGGUUUUGAAAGAGUCAUAAAAUGCAGCAGUAUAUUUUGUAAAGAAAAAAACAUCUUGCACCAUAUUUAUUGUUGUGCCAUAUAUUAAAAUGUUUUAUUCAA
This is a messenger RNA of Bombina bombina (fire-bellied toad), 2512 nucleotides long. RefSeq names its product SDA1 domain containing 1 (gene SDAD1). Gene Ontology annotation, cellular component: nucleolus. The transcript has 22 exons. Lineage: Eukaryota; Metazoa; Chordata; Amphibia; Anura; Bombinatoridae. The record is from RefSeq and is a predicted model, not a curated record. Bases 157 to 2223 code for a protein of 688 amino acids. Gene Ontology annotation, biological process: ribosomal large subunit export from nucleus; ribosomal large subunit biogenesis.